Molecule: messenger RNA, 1746 nt
Organism: Necator americanus (New World hookworm)
Lineage: Eukaryota; Metazoa; Nematoda; Chromadorea; Rhabditida; Ancylostomatidae
Exons: 16
Coding region: 1-1746 (581 amino acids)
Biological process (GO): cobalamin metabolic process; regulation of transcription by RNA polymerase II
Cellular component (GO): core mediator complex; cytoplasm; mediator complex
Molecular function (GO): demethylase activity; cyanocobalamin reductase (cyanide-eliminating) (NADP+) activity; FAD binding
Source: RefSeq, a predicted model, not a curated record
AUGACAGAUUGUCGUAGUCUUCGUGAUUGUUUGCUGGAAAGUGUCGAUGAUUUGGAUUUUAUCACCAAACAGAUCUUGGAAUCUCUCCUUAAUCGCGACAAAUAUCGGCGUGGAAAUGAAUCCUUGAACAGCUUGGUGACAUUAUUCGAAGGACGUAUUAAUGAAGUGAAAAGUCUGCUUGAAAGAGUGCCUGAAUUUCGUGCUCGAGAAGAUCUCAUUCGUCAGCUUGAGAACUGUGUGCAGGAACGAAAUGAAGUGAUCGACAGACUAGAAACAAAUCUCAAAGUGGCCGAAAUGGCCCUUACGUCAGCUGUUUAUCAGGCGAACAACAAGAUUCAUUCUGUUCGCGAAUCUGAGGCGCAUCCGGUUAACAGCGAAGUUGUCAUACGUCUUGCCCAUCAAAUUAGCAAAAACUAUUCCGUGUCGGCGCCAUUAUAUUGGCAGCAAGGUGAUCCUUCGCGACCAUUUCCUACUGAACCAGAGUUCCGAGCCUCAGCCCUCGCUGCACCAAGAACCAAUCCACCAGUAGUACCUCCUGCUUUCAGCCUUCUUCGACAACAGCAUGUUGCUGCAAGCGGGAUGGGACGUGUUUCUUCGCCGAUGACGGGGAUGCCCCAGAUGCCUGUUCAGGGCAAGGUUUGGAGCCCACGUACAGGGUACCAACAAGCUAGCCCAUCUCCACGCGGCCGGGGAGCUGCUCAAUGGACUGGAAGAGGCGGCGGACCAGGAGGUGUUUCUCCUUUCCAGAAGAGAACCACCCAUAUGGGAGAGAACUCUCCUCGUAUGGUGUCUCCAACUGUGAACAUCAACUUUGUGAGCCCGCCACCAAGGAUGAAUCCACCACCAGUUAGCAAAGCUUUGACAGCACAUCCGGAUUUUGAAAACGACCGAUUGACGCAAGUACAAGUGCAAAGCCCUCUACGCGCAUUUACAUUGUGCUCAAAGAUGCCGCCAAAUGCUGAACAAGCGCCUUCAGGGCUAUCAUUCGUAAAGGAAGCAAUCAACGCCGAACUUCCUGAACAAGACGGUUUCGAGUCACAUUUAUUCACUGUGGGCGAAUACAACAAUGCCGUUGGAGCGCCGUUCAAGCUGCCUUACAAUCCAGACUCGGCUGCUGUUCUGAUCAUAAGCACACCUAACAUGUUCGACGUUUCGUUCAAGAGAUGGAUCCUAAUGAAAUACAAAGAGUUCGGUUCGAUCGAAGCAGUUGCCGAGAAUAUAUCGUCGCCUAUUCAAGAGUUUUUGAAUUACCGCCUUGAGCCAUUAUGUAGGAUUUUUGACGAGGCCAAGGUUGAUUAUGAGCUUCUGCAUGAUCACUCGCUUUGGCCGAAUCGGAAACCAAAGAUUCUCAUGCAAACUUGUGGCCAUAUUUCUGGGGCAGCAUAUUAUUAUCAACCGUUUCAAGUGGGCGGUGAAGGUUGGCCUCCACUUAUUCCUCAAGGAAAAAAGAAAUUCAUUGGCCUAAGUCUCCAUCCCAUUUAUGGUGGUCACUUCGCCUUCCGAUCUGUUUUCAUUUUCCCGAAGCUCCGUUUGGUGGACUUCAAUGCGCCAAAGCCACUUUCCAUACUACACUCAAAAUCUGAAAUUCGUGAUGCUCUGGAGAAAUUCAAUUACAGCUGGCAAAAUUCUGGAUUCAGGGACUUCGGUAGUCCAAUUAAACGUUAUUCUGCCACACAAAUGGAGUUUUUUGGAGUUCCACCUUCUGAGCGAUGGGAUAUCUUAAGACAUUGGUGUGAACAACCAUAA